AAGACAAGACAAGACAAGACAAGAAAAUAAAAUAAAACUCGUGACAGCGCGGGGUUGGUUGGCUGAGGGUUGCCUACCUAACCACUAACCACUGCACUGGGUUCUUAUUAAUUUACUGUGUAAAAGAGUAGGAAAGUAGAGAAUAAAAAGGGGGGGAAGGUAUCGUAACCUUUCGUGUUUUGACGAGGUUGCAAUCUUUGAAUAACACAGUAACACAAUCAAUCGACUCAUUAUCAUCACCAAUCAAGGAACCCACAAAGGGGAUACACAGAGAUCAUGACCAAGAUCAUCUUAUCCAUCAACGCGGGGUCCAGCUCCGUCAAGAUCUCGGCUUACUUGGCGAAACACCGCGGAGCCCCUCAGCAGCUUGCCGAGGCUCAGAUUAACGGCUUGACGGCACCGCCAGUGCAGCUUUCCUAUACGCGAGGGGACGUGAACGUUUUGAAAAACCAGGAACAGGAAGCCAAGAUCGAGGAUCAGGACGCUGCCUUCAAGUUCCUUCUAAACACCUUCACCAGCGAUCCGGAACUACCGGAACUAUCCACCAAGGCUGACAUCUCCGUCGCCUGCCACAGAGUAGUCCACGGCGGGGACUACACCACCUCCAAAGUCAUAACCCAGGAUACUUAUCAUCACCUGGAGAAGCUUACCGAUCUAGCGCCUCUGCACAACGCUAAUUCAUUACACAUCAUCAAGUCAUGCAUGGAUGAGCUGCCCGGGGCUCUCAAUGUAGCUUACUUCGACUCGCAGUUCCACUCGUCCAUCCCCAAACACAUAUGCACAUACCCCAUCGACCCCGAAAUCGCCAAGAACAAUCAGUUGCGCAAGUACGGCUUUCAUGGCAUCAGUUAUUCCUUCAUCACCUACUCUGUCGCUAGCUUUCUUGGCAAGGACCCCAACGACUUGAGUAUUAUCGCUCUGCACUUGGGUAGCGGUGCGAGCGCAUGUGCUAUCAAGAACGGGCACAGUUGGGAUACCAGCAUGGGUCUAACGCCUCUCGCGGGACUUCCCGGUGCAACGCGCAGCGGUAGCGUCGACCCCAGCUUAGUCUUUCACUAUGCGAGCGACGUGGGGAAGCUGUCGCCGUCGUCCACCAAGGACCUGCACAUCUCGGUGGCCGAAGAAAUCCUCAACAAGCAAAGCGGCUGGAAAGCACUGACGGGAACUACUAAUUUCGGCGUGAUUGCAACAUCGGACAAACCCGAGUGUAAGCUAGCCUUUGACCUGCUCGUCAACCGCAUCUGCGGCUACGUUGGGUCGUACUAUGUGGCGCUUGAGGGAAAGGUAGACGCGCUUGUGUUUGCAGGCGGCAUUGGUGAGAAGAGCGACAAACUGCGCGAUGCCGUGGUUGGGCACGCUGCGUGUCUGGGGUUUGAGAUCGAUGCGGAACGCAAUGCGGCAAAGAUCCAGUCCGUUGUGCAGGAUGUCGGCAAGCAAGGCGCCAGGCACCGAACUCUUGUGUGCCUCACGGACGAGCAGUACGAGAUGGCCCGGGGAUGCACCGAAAUGGACGAGUUAUGGCAAUAGCUGAAGUUGAUUAUAGACAUGCAUACAGACAUGCAUACAUUCAUAUCAUGAUACCGGAGAUGGACAUAUAACAGGCUAGAGGCGGGUGGAGUUGCAAUGGCUGGUCGUUUACCUGGGUAGGUAAUUAUUUAGACGAAACAUACAUACCUGCCUUAGGCUGUCUAUAGUGACAUUCGGCUAGAUCUUACCGAGAAAUCUUGUAAUCGUCAAUUAACAUUUUUUUCCGAUCCGCGUUGUGAAGGCCGAUCUGGAGAAACGACCACGUAACUGGUGAGCCCCAUUUAGCAACCAACUAUGUACCCGCCUAGUUACCCGCCUAGUCAACCUAGACGGCGCAUCCAACAGGGCCAUCAGAGUGAGGGGAUUCCCACAACAUGACAAAUAGUCCGAUAAUUUUUUUUCCUUCCCGCCUAAAGAAGAAUGAUCGACAGGUACGAGGAGGGGAGGGUAGACCCGCCAGACCCGCCAAUUCACCUUACAUAGUAAGGCGGUUCAGCUGACAAGCGCGAGGUAUGUACGUAAUAGUGUAGAAAGGAUUCUUAUAUAAUCCAUUGGCAACGAGUGCGUGUGAUGGAAUGGGGAUAGGAAUAGGAAUAGGAAUAGGA
Hypoxylon fragiforme is the source of this 2132-nucleotide messenger RNA. Its product is annotated as acetate kinase. The record is from RefSeq and is a predicted model, not a curated record. The transcript has a single exon. Gene Ontology annotation, biological process: acetate metabolic process; phosphorylation. Gene Ontology annotation, molecular function: acetate kinase activity. The coding region runs from base 277 to 1527 and encodes 416 amino acids. NCBI's taxonomy places the organism in Eukaryota, Fungi, Ascomycota, Sordariomycetes, Xylariales, Hypoxylaceae.